Molecule: messenger RNA, 835 nt
Organism: Seminavis robusta
Lineage: Eukaryota; Bacillariophyta; Bacillariophyceae; Naviculales; Naviculaceae
Source: the annotation of a GenBank genome assembly
UCUCAUCUUCAGAUCCAGGAAAUCUGAACUCGGAGUGGAAGCAACGAAGCAACAACAAAGAUGUCGACAGAAUGCUAAUACUUCCAUAGCUCUGGAUCAAUAACAACAGCACCAUGUCCUCUACCAACCCAAUUAAUGAUGACAACCAACAAACAGCAGCAAGUCCCUCUGCAUUGGCGGGCAUGACGAGCAAUGUCGACGAGUGCCGUCAAGUCUACAAUGCAUGGGCCCAAAAUUACCAAAAGGACGUGGAACAGUGGGGAUACCAAAUGCCCACGCAAGUCGCCACACUUCUGGCUCGGCACAUGAAUGCCUCGUGUCCAAAAAUUUUGGAUGCCGGAGCCGGCGAUGGACUUUCGGGAGUCGCACUCCGUGCGUCGUUUCCAGAGUGUCACUUGAUCGGGGCCGACUUGUCACCGGACAUGUUACAAGUGGCACGCCAACGAGGCUGCUACGAUCAUUUGCACGAGUUGGAUUUGAAUCAAACGCCGUUUAUGGUGGACUUGUCAGAGGACGGCAGUUAUGAUGCCAUUGCCUGUGUUGGUACCAUGACUUACGUCGAUCCCACGAAGGGCACCUUGGCCGAGUUUUGCCGUCUUGUGAAACCCGGUGGAUAUAUUUGCUACACCAACCGUACCGACAAACUAGAACCAUUCCAAUCGGUGGAACAUCAAUUACUAGUGCAGAGAGUAUGGAAACUGGUAGAACAGCAGGGACCCAUGCCGUAUCUGCCCAAUCAUCCCGACUUUGGGGACAACAUACAAGUCGUCAUUUUCUUGUACCAAAAACUGUAAUAAUCUACUCAGCAACCAUAUUCUUGUUUGGAAAUAGGAAU